Ylistrum balloti is the source of this 6759-nucleotide messenger RNA. RefSeq names its product C2 domain-containing protein 5-like. Gene Ontology annotation, biological process: positive regulation of vesicle fusion; intracellular protein transmembrane transport; positive regulation of protein targeting to membrane. Gene Ontology annotation, molecular function: calcium ion binding; calcium-dependent phospholipid binding. Lineage: Eukaryota; Metazoa; Mollusca; Bivalvia; Pectinida; Pectinidae. The record is from RefSeq and is a predicted model, not a curated record. Gene Ontology annotation, cellular component: plasma membrane. The transcript is spliced from 29 exons. The annotation marks the transcript as partial.
CGUGGAACAUUGUUUGUACAGGUAGAGGAUGAGACCUUACAAGAUGACCCAUUAGAACUCAGGGUCCUGGACCAUGAUACAUACAGCGCCCAUGAUGCCAUAGGUAAAGUGUACAUCGACCUGAACCCACUACUGACCAAGGACAACCCUCAUGUUAUCAGCGGCUGGUUCCCAAUAUACGAUACCAUGCAUGGGAUUAGAGGAGAGCUCAAUGUCAUUGUCAAAGUCGAGCUCUUCAGUGAUUUCAACAAAUUCCGACAGUCCUCGUGUGGAGUUCAGUUUUUCAGCACUGCUGAAGUUCCAUGUGGGUACAGACUCCAAAUGAUCCAUGGUUUUGUGGAGGAGUUGGUUGUCAAUGAUGACCCAGAGUAUCAGUGGAUUGAUAAGAUACGCACACCCAGAGCUUCCAAUGAGGCCAGACAAAGGCUAUUUUCAAGGCUAUCUGGGGAAUUGCAGAGGAAGAUUGGACUGAAAGUUCUAGAGCUCAGUGGUAACUCUGUAAUAGGGUAUACUCAGUGUUUUGAUUUAGAAGGUGAGUCUGGGAUUGUGGUUCGAAGCAUCGGUACAGCAGUUACAAUCAGCAGACCAGACCUCAAGCCUGUGCCGUCCCCAUUAGGGGUCUCACCACAGCCUAAAGAGGUACAAGAUACUUGUGUAAGUUCCCCUGUGCCUGAGGAUGCUGUUGUACCUUCCUCCCCUCCUUGCCAUGUACAACAGAGCACCACUUCACCAGUGAAAGUCUCACCACUGCUAACACAACGAAUACGACGGAGAUCUUCAGAUUCUGAUAUAAGCAACACUCCACCUAAAGGAAACAGCAGUCUGACUGAGAGCAGUGGAAGUGGCAGUGCGUUUGGUAGUGGAGGAAAAACCAUACCGAAGUUAUCAGCCCAGCAGCCCAGUAUAGAGAUGAUGGAGUACCCCUUCUUCACGAUGACAUCCUUCCCUCCAGGUUUCAUUGUUCACCUUGGAGGCGUGGUGUCUGCCCGCUCGGUCAAACUUCUGGACAAGAUUCACAACCCAGAGGAACCAGAGACCCGCGACGCCUGGUGGACGGAGAUACGUACCGAGAUCAGAUCUCAUGCUCGUGCUAUGGGAUGUCACGCUGUCCUUGGCUAUUCUGAACACACAUCUAUCUGUGAUGAAGUGAUUGUCCUCUCUGCCAUGGGGACAGCAGCUCGAGUAACAGUGUCCUCUGACCUCACUCAGCUACUACGGCAACAGAGUCAGCCUGUAGUACCUUCCCACGAGCGUGCCCAGAUGGACAAGGACAAGAGACUGUUUGUGGAUGUUAAUCUUGCCAAUCAAGUUUAUCAAAACAAAACUUUCCAUGGAGGUUUGGGGUUUGAGGAUAGCAUCCAGAGUAACUGUUCAUUAUGUCAUAUACCAUAUAAGGCUAGCUCCACCCCCUUCCCUGUCAAGCUCGCUGUUUGUGCCAUAUGCAAAAAGAGAAAGGUGCCUGAUGUCCUAUUUACCACCAUCGACCCUCCGAGUGAAAUUCAAAUUUGUGGUCGAGGAUCGCUCAUUCAGGCAAGAAUCUGCAGAAUGAAAUUGAAAGGAAAAGGGGAGACAAAUGCGCGAGAGAUAAGUGAUAGCCUACCCUUCUUGGAGUAUGAAUUACACAACCAACUUAUGAACAAGUUAAAGUUACGCGGUAUGAAUGGUUUAUUUGGACUGAAGAUACAGAUUUCUGUCGGGGAUACUCUACUGGUUGGAAUAGCAACUGCCACUGCUGUGUUUUUAUCAGCUUUAAUGCUUCCACCUGUACCCAAGGUUACUGGACAGGCAACUUCUGACCGUGAGAACUUGGCUCUUAUGGAAUUACAAAAGAAGAUAAUAGAGACUGUACAGAAAAAUCGAGAGAUACACGACCUCUUACAACUAGACACCGGACAGACCAGCCCACACAGUGUGACCACAGAUGAAAGUGACGAUGAUGGGUCUGACCUUGAACUGUCCUCUGGCAGUAAGAACACAUUCAUACUUGAGGUCGACGAUACCAAAGACCAGAACAUUGCCUCCAUCUUGAAUGAUUCUGUGACUCCCGAGGGAUUUAAUCUUAUUAACACAGAGCGUGUACCUGGAGCACUGUCAGCAAACCUCACCUAUAACUUCCAGAUGUUCAACUAUGUUUGGCGCCAUGAAUUCAUUCCAACAGCAGACAAGAAACAAGAUUUCUCCGACCUGUUUGAAAACAUGAAAAAGAAAAUUUGUUUUAAGUUAAGAAGAAUGGUUCCAUGCUGUGUAUGCAAGCUGGAGUUCAAUGUUGAGCUCCCAGAUGAGGAUGAAAUACAGAUCACUCUGACCGGUGUUUGUGUGGGACUCACUGACCAUCAUCUGGCCACAUCUUCUCUCUUGGACAUCCAUACAUCUGGUGCUAAAGGAAACCUCCUGAAAACAGCUCCUGCUGGUGGCGACAGUGGAGGAGCAGAAAAUCAACCUGACGAUAUGAUGUUCCAGAUGGAAGAGUUAUCAGAAUCGUCACCGAACCUACACAACUACCUCAAAGCAUCCCGAACAUCUAAAGAAAACAUCAGCAGUUCAAAGCGCUGUAUCCACCCAUACAUUCCUAAACACAAGGUUGGUAUAGAGAUCACUCCACUCUCCUAUGUUCCUGGUGGCCGGAUUGAACGCUACCUUGGCAACUACAAUUUCUUCUUCAUACGAGAGACAACAUCUCUCAGGGAGAUGGGCGGGGAUGGAGGGUUCAUGCAGACAUUCAUCGCAGAGGUCCUGGCCAAUGUGCGUGCCAGUGUAGCAGCCCUGGGAGGUAACGGUCUGGUGGCCUACAAGAUGAGUCAGUGUGUCCUCCUCAGUAAUCCACAGAAAAAUCAGAGCCAGUGUUUGAUCAAUGUCUAUGGGGAUGCUGUUUGUAUUUGUUACGAUGGGGAGCCUAGCUGUACAUCUGCCUUGAUAGAACCCACACUGAAAGUCACAGACUCUCCUCUCAUCAUACACUCCUGAUACAAAAUAUAUUGUCAGAUUAUAAUCAUUGUGAUAUGGAGCAGAGCUGUGUUUCUGCCCUCCCUGAUAAAACCUACGGGGAAAGUCGCAUACUUUCCUUUCAUCAACCAAUCUUAUUUUUAUGCCUCGAUUCCGAGACCGCAUUGUAUCACAGACUCUCCUCAUUGUAGAUUUCUGAUACAAAAUUCACUUCUUAAGCUAAAUCAUCAUGAUUUGGAGCUGAGCUGUAGGUACACCUGAUAAAACUCUUAGACUUUUCUCUGAUUCCACAUUCAUUGUACAAAAUACAUUUUUGAAGAUAAAAUUGUAAGCUGUUCAUUGAAGACUUUUGUGAACCUGUACCUUUCAUUGUAAGUGUUUCAUUGAUAAUUUGGAAACAUUUUUAAAUCAGUUUUAACAUCAGUAUUCAAAUAAUAUUGUAAGAGAUGGAGCUGCUGAUAAAUAAAUUGUAGAUUUUGCAAAGCAAUAAAGCAGGAUAGAGCCAGAAGGCUCUGUAUCCUUCUAAGAAUUCUACUGAAGCCUAAAACUACAACAUACACAUUCUUACUGGACAUCGGUUCUUGAAGUUUUUUCCCUCAUAGAUAUUUUUCUCAACUGGCAAAAAAAAUGCAAUUAGUGUAUUAAUUGUAUGGUGUGAUUGUGUUGUUGUCAGUUUUGUUGUUUUUUAGGUAAACCCAUGAAAAUAAAUUAACGUCAUAUUUUUUUAUCAAAACUGCUGGUAAAAUUUAAACCAAUGACUUGUCAUUUUUUGUCACAUGUCAAAAGGUUAAAUUAUUGCUCAAACUUAACAUCAAAGGAUUUGUGCUGUUAAUCAUCCUUUUUAAAAGAUGUCUGUUAUAUAUUUCCCUGAAAUACAGCUCAAUAGUGUUCAUGCGCUCCUUGUUAAAGUAAUUCAAAAUAUUGUAUACAACAUAUGUUUAGUGUUGAUGAACUGCUCUAAUGUAGCUUUCAUAAAACCAGAAUUCCUGUCACAAGUUUUAUGUGACAACAGUUUUUCUUACAUCAGUGUGAAUGUUGGAAGGUGAAACCUGUAUUUUAUCACUAUGACAUAUAAAGAAUUUUCCCUAUAGAUAUAAUGUUAAUACCUGUUUAUUAAUGACAACUCCAUACAGAUUUCUAGUCUGUGAAGAUAUAUUAGUUGCUUACAGUAUUGAUCUUCAAGUGCAAAAAGAUAUCGAAAUUAAAAAUAUUUGUGAAGACAUCAAACAGAAGAAUAAUGUCCAUACAUUGAAUUGAUAUGGAAUCAUCGUGUUUUUAUUGUAAGUAUGUAGACACUGUGUUUUGACUCUAGGACUCAGCACUAAGAGGUACCAGGGUAAAGGUAUUGUUUAAUUAAAUGAGAUGCUAUGUUAGGAAGUUUAUCUCCCAAUUUAGGAUAUCUUGUUUUUGCUCAAUAUUUUCCUUCAUUGAUUCUGUAGUAAUGUUGGCCUUAAAAAGUUUGAUUAAUUAUUAAGUCAAAUCCUUCAUGAUAAUAGAUAUUGUAUCAGUUCUAAUGUCUUUCGUUCAAGUUUACUAUUUAUUGUAUUUUCCCCACAAUGCCGGUCAUUCAUAGUUUUUGCAUUUCAGUGAACUUGCCAACAGGUUGUAUUACAUUGACAUGACUUUAGUUAGAGACUAUCAGUUUACAUUGAUCCAUUUAGACAGUUACUUCUUUUAAAAUUUCUGCAAGGUUGUGCUAGAUAAUACAGUGAACUCUGUGUGAUAAUUAAGUGCUGCUGCAUAAAAGCUCAAUCUGAUAUUUUACAGUGAAACCCAGUUAAACUCAGUCUGACAUUUUACAGUGAAACCCAGUUAAACUCAAUCUGACAUUUUACAGUGAAACCCAGUGAAACUCAAUCUGACAUUUUACAGUGAAACCCAGUGAAACUCAAUCUGACAUUUUACAGUGAAACCCAGUUAAACUCAGUCUGACAUUUUACAGUGAAACCCAGUUAAACUCAAUCUGACAUUUUACAGUGAAACCAAGUUAAACUCAGUCUGACAUUUUACAGUGAAACCCAGUUAAACUCUGACAUUUUACAGUGAAACCCUGUGUGAUACUAAAGUGUUGCUACAUAGAAACUCAAUCUGACAUUUUACAGUGCAAUUUUUGUUUGCUUUUAUAACCAAAAUUUAAGUAUUCAAAAAUUGUAAAUGUCUCUCAAUGAAGAGUAAAGUGGCUGGUUAUUUACAAAUUUACAAAGAUUUGUCAUUUUCAAGUAUUGGUCAUGUACAAGUAUUGGUCAUGUACAAGUAGUGGUCAUCUACAAGUAUUGGUCAUUUACAAGUAUUGGUCAUUUACAAGUAGUGGUCAUCUACAAGUAGUGGUCAUCUACAAGUAUUGGUCAUUUACAAGUAUUGGUCAUUUACAAGUAGUGGUCAUUUACAAGUAGUGGUCAUCUACAAGUAUUGGUCAUUUACAAGUAUUGGUCAUUUACAAGUAUUGGUCAUUUACAAGUAGUGGUCAUCUACAAGUAUUGGUCAUUUACAAGUAGUGGUCAUCUACAAGUAUUGGUCAUUUAUAAAGAUUGGUCAUUUACAAGUAUUGGUCAUUUACAAAGAUUGGUCAUUUACAAGUAGUGGUCAUUUACAAGUGUCACUUUAUAUAAAUGUGAAAAUGUUAUUUGUAUAUAGGGAUAUCUGUAUUACAAUACAUUUUAUGUCUAUGUGAUACAACAAAUAAUACACUGCUAAGAUUAAAAGUGAAUACUGAGGGAAGUAUAUACAGAUUACCUACUGCUGAUUCCAAAUGGCAGUAGUAUAUAAACGUUAUAUUACUUAACUUUUUACCGCUAAAGAACCCUGACAAUACAGAUUUGUAUUUCUAGUCAAAUUCUUCUAGUGUUUCAUGCUGCUGGCCUCACCUCAGAUUUAAAGGAUUCAGACUACUAGAGAGUCUGCUAAAACACUUUUGAUAUUAUAGAAAUUUUUAUAUUUAACCUUUUAUAAUAUAAAUUGUGUCUGGAGGCAUUAAAAUUGUUAUCACAUGUUAAGUAUGAGAAUAUGUCUCGUUUGAGGUGUUUUACGAACCGAAGAUCUAUAUCAAUCCCGAAGUCACUACGAUUUGAAACUCUGUCUAACAAGGACACUAAACAUAAGAGGGACAUUCCACCAGGUACUGCCUAGUUUAUUUCCUUUUUUAGGGGGAACAGGUAGUUGUAUUGUAAAUUUCAUUAUUGUGCAUAUUAAGUGCUGUGAUGUGUUCUUUUGUAUUUGUUGUUUUUAUUAGUAUUGUACAUUGUUUAAUUGGUGCCAAAUUAUUUAACAAGUUUUAAUCACUGUCUUGUGAUGAUUUGAAGUAAAUAUGUUAUGAACACAAUAGUAUAAAAACGAUGGGUUUAAGAUUUAUUAAGGGGGAGAUUGAGUGCUCCUAACCAUAGUCAGUGGUCAAUAUGUGUUUGGUUGGAUGGUAUGUUGAUAUACUGUGACUAACCUGUAUCAGAUACCUGUGCUCCUUUCAAUACUGUCCUUAAAAUUCAAAUAAAAUCAAAAUGUGUGUUUUUAUACGCUGUACUGCAUAACAGUUUCAGCAAAAUUGGUUUUCAUUACAUUCAUUUGAGAAUGCACAAGAUUUUCAACAAUCAUGUGUUACACGAGGAUCUGACAUUUAUCUGCAGAGGUCUUGAUUUCAAAUAGUUUCACAAAUUAUUGAUUUAUUAAAAAAUUUAUUUCAUUUGAAGUUUUUUAAGUAGCAUAAUAAUAAUAGAGUUGUGAUGCGUCAUGAUUUUGAUGAAAAAACAUUAUGCUGUCACUAUCUGUCAGAGUUUCCUCACUUAGGUAAGAAAUGGCUACCUACAAUAAAAGUACUGAACUUGA